Lingula anatina is the source of this 1424-nucleotide messenger RNA. RefSeq names its product acid sphingomyelinase-like phosphodiesterase 3b. Gene Ontology annotation, biological process: sphingomyelin catabolic process. NCBI's taxonomy places the organism in Eukaryota, Metazoa, Brachiopoda, Lingulata, Lingulida, Lingulidae. The record is from RefSeq and is a predicted model, not a curated record. Gene Ontology annotation, molecular function: sphingomyelin phosphodiesterase activity.
GCAUGUUGACACUCGGUCUUCAGGUGCAAAACUGGGUCAAGCUUCAGUUUAAAAUGGCAUCCCGUAUGUACAUGUAUACAGUACUCAUGCUGGUUGGUCUGGUGUCAGUACCAAAAGUUAUUGCAGACAUUGGCUCCUUCUGGCACGUGACAGACUUCCACUAUGACUCCACUGUAUUCACCAGUCAGGACUCGUGUACCUCUCCUGUAGCAGACAUUGAGCAGAAGCCGUAUGGUGACUAUCUCUGUGACUCCCCUUGGUCCCUCAUCAACAGCUCCGUACACGCCAUGAAGCAGAUUGAACCUAACGCAGACUUUAUACUCUGGACAGGGGACAACGCACCUCACAUUGACGAGAGCAAGGACAGCUCUGAAAAUAUCAUCAAUAUCAUUUCUAAUCUGACUAGUAUAUUAAUGGACGUCUUUCCGAAUACGAAAGUGUACGCAGCUCACGGUAACCAUGACUACUUCCCUCACAACCAACUUCCGCCGCAUGAGAAUGAAAUUUACCACGCAGCAGCUAACAUGUGGCAACGUUGGCACCGCGAUUCCACGGCCAACACUACAUUAAGAAAAGGUGGCUACUACAUGGUUAGUAUCAAACAAGGGUUGGUGGCUGUUGUGUUGAACACAAACUUGUAUUAUAACAGCAACAAAGUGACUGCUGACAUCAGUGACCCCGCUGGACAAUUUCAGUGGUUUGAUCAGGUCUUAGAUCAGGCAGCUCAAAAUGGCAAUAAGGCCUACGUGAUUGCACAUAUUCCAACUGGUAUGUACGAGGAAGGCGAUUCAAUGAUAAGACCACAAUUCAAUAAGAAACUGAAUGACCUCAUCAUCAAACACAAGAAUACAAUAGCAGCCAUGUUUUACGGUCAUCACCAUACCGACACGUUUAAGCUUUGGUACGAUCAGGAUGAACCAGUAGCGUUUGGACUGGUAGCACCUUCCGUAACACCAUGGCGUGCCAUUGUUCCUGCCAUCAACUUAAGCACACCUGCCCACAACCCAGGCAUCCGGCUCUUACGAUAUGAUAGACUGACUUUCCAACUAAAAGACAUUUGGCAGUAUUACCUGGAAUUGCCUGAUGCAAAUGACAAGUCCAAGGCACAGUGGAAACUAGAAUACAAGUUCAGCGAGGCAUAUGGCGUUCACGAAAUUACCUCCGCCUCACUGGCGCAGUUGGUGUCCGAUUUGGAGAAGAAGACCGAUGUCUUCAUGAAGUAUUUCCGUUAUAACAUAGUCAGUGCUAAAGGCGAAAGUGUUCCUACAUCCUGUGACACCAAUUGUCAGCGACUUUAUAUCUGUUCUAUUAAAGAAGUAGACGAUGAUAGGCACAGUAAAUGUGUAAAACCUGUUAGCAGUAAUGGUUUCAGGCUCGUGGCGUUUAUUUCCUGGGAUUUUUAUUUUCUUUUUACUAUAAUGAUU